Messenger RNA from Talpa occidentalis (Iberian mole), 2498 nucleotides. RefSeq names its product programmed cell death protein 7-like. The record is from RefSeq and is a predicted model, not a curated record. Lineage: Eukaryota; Metazoa; Chordata; Mammalia; Eulipotyphla; Talpidae.
AUGUCCCUGCCGCCCUUCUUUGCCCCGGGCCGCCCGGGCCCGCCACCCCCGCAGCCGCCGCCCCCUCCUUUCGGCUGUCCGCCGCCGCCGCUGCCUUCCCCGGCUUUCCCGCCGCCUCUUCCGCAGCGGCCGGGGCCCUUUCCGGGGGCCUCCGCCCCCUUCCUCCAGCCGCCGCUGGCUCUGCAGCCCCGGGGCCCCGCGGAAGCCUCCCGCGGGGGCGGCGGCGGCGGCGUCGCCGGUAGCGGCGCCUUCUACCCGGUGCCGCCGCCGCCACUGCCCCCGCCGCCACCCCAGUGCCGGCCCUUCCCGGGGUCCGACGCCGGCGAGCGCCCGCGGCCGCCGCCCCCAGGCCCGGGGCCGCCCUGGAGCCCGCGCUGGCCUGAGGCGCCCCCGCCGGCCGACGUGCUCGGGGACGCGGCCCUGCAGCGCCUGCGCGACCGGCAGUGGCUGGAGGCGGUGUUCGGAGCCCCGCGGCGGGCCGGCUGCCCGCUGCCCCCGCGGGCGCCCGCUGGGCCCAGUCUCGGCGAAGUGCGCGCGCGGUUGCGCGGGGCUCUGCGCCUGGUGCGGCGGCUGCGCGACCUGGGCCAGGCCCUGCGCGAAGCCGAGGCCGACGGCGCGGCCUGGGCACAGCUGCACGCCCAGGCCGCGCCGCUGCGGGCCGAACUGGCCGAGCGGCUGCAGCUGCUGACCCAGGCCGCCUACGUGGGCGAGGCGCGGCGGAGGUUGGAGAGGGUCCGGCGCCGCCGGCUGCGGCUUCGCGAGAGGGCCCGGGAACGCGAGGCCGAGCGGGAGGCGGAGGCCGCACGAGCUGCGGAGCGCGAGCAGGAGAUUGACCGCUGGAGGGUCAAAUGCGUGCAGGAGGUGGAGGAGAAAAAGAGGGAGCAGGAACUUAAAGCUGCUGCUGAUGGUGUCUUAUCUGAAGUGAGGAAAAAACAAGCAGAUACCAAAAGAAUGGUGGACAUUCUUCGGGCUUUGGAAAAGUUAAGAAAACUCAGGAAAGAGGCCGCAGCAAGGAAAGGAGUGUGUCCUCCAGCCUCUGCAGAUGAAACUUUUGAGCAUCAUCUUCAGCGGCUGAGAAAACUUAUUAAAAAACGCUCUGAACUCUAUGAAGCUGAAGAGAGGGCCCUCAGAGUUAUGUUGGAAGGAGAACAGGAGGAAGAGAGGAAAAGAGAAUUAGAAAAGAAACAGAGAAAAGAAAAAGAGAAAAUUUUACUUCAGAAGCGUGAAAUUGAGUCCAAAUUAUUUGGGGAUCCAGAUGAGUUCCCGCUCACUCACCUCUUGCAGCCUUUCCGACAGUAUUACCUCCAAGCUGAGCACUCCCUACCUGCACUCAUCCAGAUAAGGCAUGAUUGGGAUCAGUACCUGGUGCCAUCUGAUCAUCCCAAAGGCAACUCCGUUCCUCAAGGAUGGGUCCUUCCCCCGCUCCCCAGCAACGACAUCUGGGCAACCGCCAUUAAGCUGCAUUAGUAAAGAUGCUGAGUGUGGUCCAGCCAAGGCUCUCUCCAGCUCUAAGUACUAGUGAUGCUGCCUUCAUGUGCUGUAUACUAAACUGCAACCUCUAAACUCCAUGUGGCAGUGUCCUGCCUAGAAGUUACAUUUUCCUUCAGUGCUCUGUCCUGCCUAAAGGUGCCUCUUGAAUCAGGAGAUUAAUGUGGUUCUGUAGGAAAGGACCUAGGUGAACUGUGUUUAUUACUACAGACAGUGGCCUUGGUUCCCUGAAUUUGCCUCAUUUUUGAGGGGCUUGGUCCUGGUCAUUUGUUAAUUUACUCUUACCUUCCUUGUGUGGUUAUGGGUAAGUAUACUGAAUAUACACUUCACACUCAACACAGGGUGUGUAUAGGAUAGAUUUAGCAUCCCUCCCCCCAGGACUGAAUGUAAAGGCAAGCUUGAUACAAAAUCUCCUUACCCUUCCUACCCUGAGAGCUGCCUAACCUCCAGGAAGAAAAGUCAAAAAUGCUUUUUCUUUCUUACUUUUUGGUGCAGCUUGAGAGGCUCCCAGCUGGAGCCAGAAAAGCUGGUGACCUAGUGUGGUGCUCAUAUGGAGAAUUUUGAAGCCUGAAGAAUACUUACAUCCAAACAGGUUGUGUUUCGGUGGAGGAUUGGCUACAUUUCCCCAUGUUAGAAGGAUGCUAAUGAAAGCACCUGUAUUUAAGUUCCUAGAGGUUUAUUUCAGAAUACCCAUGGAUAGAAAUUUAUAUUGCUAUGGGAGUGGAAUACAACUUCAGUCAGUCAUAUCACAAUAUGUGGAGUAUAGCCCCACAUACAUAGUGGAAUGUUCUUAGGAACUCAACUUCCAAAAGGUGGGGGAGAAGCAGAUGAAAAUAAUAAAAUUUAUUUUUUUAUAGUCAUUAAUAAAUGCUUUUGUGCCUGGAGAUGAUCAGUCAUAUAAUAUGUUAUUUUGUUUUGUUUUGCUUUUUGUCAUUUAUUGUGUUAUUUAUGUUCCCAAAGAGCUAAAUAAAUGUCAUUUUUAUUUUCUAGUUUGAGCCUUUGCUCCUAGU